AAAUAAACUAACCUCCGAACCAGAUUUGUUUCUGUGUAAACGCGCAAUCGCAAUCCCGAUCUCGAUCAUCACGAAAAUUACCAUUAAGUAUGUAAAGGCAAAUACCAAUUGCAAUUGCAGCGAUGUACAACACUUGUUGACAGCCACAGCGAUAAUCCUCAUCUACCGUAACGCUAUCCAUUUUUUGGUUGGAGCAACUAGCUUCUGUAGACGAGCAGUAAUAACUACAGUACAGUACUACUACAACUCCUCUAAGAAAAUAGUAAAGAAAAAAGCGAUGUGGAUGUUGGCAAGACAAAGGUUGACUUCUUUCUCGAAGAGCUUUGCCUAGAUGAAACGGGUGUACUUCACCAGUAUCUUGGAGCGCCCACAAGCACGACCCGCAGGCUGACGACUGGUUUCCGAGCGGUCUACUGACUAACGACCUCUGGUUGACAACUACGCCAAUCUCGAUUUUUAGUUGUAGUAAAUCUAUCAACCUACAGCCGCUUUCCUAUCUCACCCCAGAACCUCCCCCGCAGCGUCUGUUUAGUAACACUACACCUACAGAAGAGAUAUCCCUGAAGAACACUCAACAACCACUGUAGAAAAAUCCUCACCCACGACAUCAACAUCGACCGGCAAGAACAUCAGCACUUACCGCUAUCUCGUCGAAAUUUUUUCCUUUUAGCGAAACGAGGACAAACCCAGCACGGCACUGAGUGAAGAAAAAUGUCCAGUAGAAGCCACACGGACAUGCUGAAGGCCAGACUGGCGGAGAAAAAGCGGGACGAAGAGAACCGGAUGAAGAACAAGCACGGCACGGCCAAUGGCACCGGCGGGGAUCGGCGCGACCGCGACCGGGGAGCGCAAGACCGCGACCACCGUGACAUGCGGGACCGGGGCCGCAACACCAGCAACCGAUCUCCCGUCCCGGAAAAGCGGACCGGCUCCAACCGCGACCACGAUAACCGGGAAGCGAAAAUUCGGCGCAAGGACCAGGAGAUGAAUAUGCAGCAAGCUUCUUUGAAAACGAAAGACGGCCAGACGGCCAAGGAACACCAACAGAAGGAGCGCAUGCGGCAGCGCGAACAAAAUAAGGUACAGCUGGUCCCUUUACCACCUAAGAAGUCCUCGUCCUCGUAUAACAGGGACAAUUUCGAUGAACAACAGGAGCAGCCUUCUGGUCCUGCUAGUAGCAAGAGGGAGUACAGCAACAGUGCGCGAGGUGGUGGUCUCUUGCCGCUACCGCCUAAAAAUGAUGUGAUUGUGGCUGCUAGUGCUGGAAAUGGCCGCGGAGGUAGUGCGACGACCCCCGGUACUAGAGGAGGUGUCGCCCCCCAACAUUUUGUUGAUCAAUCGAGGGGGCCAGAAGCGCAACGUGUGCGAGACGUUGAUAAUGUUGGCAUGGGCAGUAGUAGUGUAGCCACUGGUAAAGAUGCAAGCAACACGAACUCGAGUACUAUGGCUUUCAAUGCAAGAACAAGUGGUGUUGGGAGUAGAGCGGGGCGCGGGCCGUUCUUGCCAUUCCGAGCACCAGCAGACUACAGAAGACCUGUUAAUACCAAGUUGCAUUUUGCAGAUACUACAGAGCAAGAAUCUUCGAGUGGCUCUGAAUCAUCUCUUCAACAAGAAGUAUCGUGUAUGACCACCACAUCUCAGGACGCGGGCGUGAUGUCGCGAGAGAAAGACCGGGAGCGCGAGCGCGAGCGGGCAACGGAGCGGGAGAAGGACCGAGGAGAGCGCGGCGGGGGCGAUAAGCAGGACAACAACUUUAUCCGCGGUAGCAAGAAGGAGGAGAAACCCAACAAGGCGCCGGACCACUACAUUACGGCGAAACAGAGCGACAAAGACGUCCGACCCACGUCCAUGGUGUCGAAUCGGGAGGUGCGCGAGCGGGAAAUAAAUCGGGACAAGGACGCCCGGAAUACGACCACGUCGAAUCAAGGAACGACUUCAACCGGAGGCGGGUUGGUCAUGAAGUCCAAGUCCGAAAAGGAGAAGGAAGAGAAGCGGGCGGAGCGCGAACGGGAGGCGGCGCGGGGCGAACGCGAACCACGAGGAGACAGGGAGCAGAGGGACAACAAGGACCACAGCUACCGGCGCGAGAUGAACAACGAGCCGAAGGAACAGCACCAUCGGGGAGAAAAAGACCGAAGCCGGAACAAGGAGGGUAGCAAGGAAAAGGACAUCGCGGAGCAAAGAAGCGGGGACAAGGAACACGCUAGUGGUGUCUCCUCGAGGGAACACAAGUCAAGCAAACCGGUGGCUGAGGAGGAGAAGAAGCAGCUCCGGGAACGGGAUCGAGAACCCACGAAGGACCGAUCAGACCGUGUUGAGCGGGAGACAACCCGAGAAAAGGAUCGGGAAAACACGGAAAAAAGCAAGGCCAGUAAACACGCGGAUAAAGAAAUGAAUCGAGAUGUUGACAAGUCCGCGGGACGAGACCGCCCAAGUCAAAGUAAAAGAGUAGAACGAGAGACGAGUGGUAAAAGCAGCGGAAAUAAAGCUCCCGAUGAAGGUGCGAAUACGAAUGCCAACGCCAAGGUAGAUCAGCAGCAGGAUCAAGCAAAGAAAGACAAAAAACCGGACCAGGCUGGAGCCACUCCAGCAGCUGCGACAGCAGCUGGAAAGGACGGCGCUGCACCUGCAGCCGCAGCGACAGCAAUUGGCAAAGAAGCCCUCAGUGCGGAGCGGCGAAAGCAGGUGCUAGAAAAAGUCAUCAACGCUGCGAAGGAUGGCGUAGUCGAAUUCAAAUCGGGCUUCGAGGAUUUCGCUGACAAAGUCAAGCGCGCCAGCAGGGAUUCGGAUCCGAAGAAAAGGGAGGUCGCGGAUAAAAAAGCCGAGUUUCAAAAGAUCAAUGAAAAGCUUACGGGCGUCCACGCAGAGGUACAUUUGAAGUAGAUGCUGGCUUCCUCCUUUUUUAUGUCGGUACCUACUACUAGUAGCACAACUUAAGAUUCGUAUGCUGGCAUGUACUGAUUGCGAAUGCGAUUGAAUCUCGUUUUCAGAAGUUGCAGGCCUUGUGAAGAUAAUCUUUCACUUCUUCAAAACUAGUCAGUCGAACAAAUUGAAAGAAAAGCCUACCUCUCGUUUCCUUCUUUACCACAGUGCGAGACCAAGUUGAACAAAGUGAAGACAAAUGCGGAGAAGACAAAGACCUACAAAGACUGGACGUUGGAUCAAGUAAAGCCGAGCCAAAAAAUCUUUGACGACCUCACGACGCAGUGGAAAGACCUUCAGCGCAAAUGGCCCAAGGUGAUCCGGGAACUGGAGAAAAAAAUCGAAGAGACCAGCUACCGGGCCUUCGGCCUCGGGGAUUUGGAAAGGUACUAGCAGUGCGGUAUUUGAAAUUGAAAGAUCUUGCUGUGCUGAUGGUUUUUUCUUUUUUCGUCUUCUGUCGUGUCGUUGUAUCCCGCCCAUGCUUGUUUGAAUGUUGAUGUUUUUUGUUUGGUACAGACCACGACAGAAAUCGGAAUGCUUAAUACAUAGAUAUCUCCGCGUCGACCCCGAGGAGGCCAAGAAAGCGAAAGAGAAGGCCGCUGCUGAAGAGGGCAAGGAGCAGCAAAAGAAGACGUUACGUGAUGGCACGUGGAAGUACCCUCCACAUUUACUGAUCACGCCCGGUAUGUAUUUCGGGGAGUGGCGCGAGGAUCUCGAGCACGUACUGGGUCCCAAGCCCGAGCCCAUUCCGGACUACCCCUUGCCGCAGGUGUCGCUCCAAGCCUUUUUGAAGCGGGAGAAGAAAAUCGAGCGGAAAAAGAAAGAGAAAAAGCUCCAGCUGAAGAUGGGCGUCGAGGCAUUCAACAACUUCAAGACCGUUCUCAAGCAGAAAAAGAUGAAAAAGUUGAAACUCAAAGCCCUGCAGAAGAAAAAGAAGCUGGCGAAAAAGGAGCAAAAGCUCGGCUUUGGCGCCUUCAGCAAAGCGCUCACGGGACACAGCCCGAAUCUACCACUGCAAAUAACCGGUGCGCAACAACAAGCCGGUGACGUGACCAUGGACGUCGAUCCGGCAACAGCCGCCGCUGCGGGUACUAGCAACCAGCUUCUCGGAGACGACGAGGAAAACAACGGUGCAGCCGCGGUCGAUGCCCUGGGUGACGGCGCAACGCCGAUGCUUCGCAAGGCGGAGGUGGGAGGUCCGCAGAAGAGAAAGAAGCAUCCAAAGUUCAAUGGUGCCAUCAACUACCGGGAGAUAGAGCUUCAGUCCGACAACGAGGGUGACAGCAAGGCCAAAAAUAAGCGAAAAGAAGAUGAGGAGAAAAAGGAGGCCAAGCUCGUGGAGCAGGACGACAACGAGGGCGGUGAUGCGACAAAGAAUUCGCGAAGGACGGACCGGGACCGCGGUGCGGACCGGGAGAAGGAGCGAGAGAAGGAAAAGGAAACUAGGAGCAGAGACCACAAGGAAAGCAACCGCGACCGGAAAUAAAAAGCCACUGUAUUAUUUGUGCGGCUUGUUCUCUGUGUAGAAGCUGAGUGCACGUUAGUAAAGCUGCAGGAGGCUGUAACUUUGUGUAUCAAAGGCGACGAACGAUUCGACUGUGCUUUCACUUCUCCUCGACAACUGCUCUGCGGUACUACGAAAGACACCGCAGUCGAGAAAGUUCAUUCGGAACUGCGUCCGAUUUACACCGAAUUGGAGACCGAGCCGAGACGGCGAGAAAAAUCACAGUCGUGGUAAAAAAUUUAGAUGAUCUGACUUUGCGACAAACGAAGGAUUAAGCUCAAGAAGCGAGAAGGGCAGCGAAGAACCUUCGACAAGAACCUUUAGCAAGAACUAACAAGAGCAGGAGCCACAUCCACAUGUUCAGCAGCACCACCGGUUUAGGAUAGAGUCGUGUUUUCUGCUUCCCUCCGUUUUUAUGCUGCGUCCGCGUACUGCUCAGUCACAGUCUUCCCACGCAACUGUGUUGAUGCUGUGCGUCUCACCUACCUUGGAUCAUGCUCUACUAUGUUCCAGGAAUGGCUCGGCGCUUCUACUUCUAGCCUCUUCCCGGGGCGGAACGCGGGAACCGCAGUGCCACGGC
Amoebophrya sp. A120 is the source of this 5006-nucleotide messenger RNA. NCBI's taxonomy places the organism in Eukaryota, Dinophyceae, Syndiniales, Amoebophryaceae. The record is from the annotation of a GenBank genome assembly.